Messenger RNA from Trematosphaeria pertusa, 614 nucleotides. RefSeq lists its product as uncharacterized. The record is from RefSeq and is a predicted model, not a curated record. The transcript is spliced from 2 exons. Lineage: Eukaryota; Fungi; Ascomycota; Dothideomycetes; Pleosporales; Trematosphaeriaceae. The annotation marks the transcript as partial.
GGGGUUUAGACUAGCGCGUCAGGCGUCUCGUAGACGACUCUUUCCAUUGUCACUUAUCUUCUCCCGCCCUAGACCAGUACUAUCGAUAUUAUUCGGUAACGAGGGAGGCCGGCUUACUUCCUACGCCGCAUUGAACAUUAAACUUUAGCCUCACCCACUGUUUCCUGCUUUCUUCCCAAUAUGUCCGAAAUGGAGUUCGGCGCCAUUCUGUUACUCUACGGCAUCAUAGCCGUACUCCUGUACACCUUACAUGGUGCAUUUUGGGACUCUAUCUUUCGCCUGUCGCCAAAUUCUCAGGUCCAAAAGUUGCUGCUGUCACUUUCUGGUAUGAGUUCUAUUUUGAUGUCGGUCAGUGAUAACUUCCCCAUUGUACUAGCAUAGCUGAGGAUAAAGAGCCUAUUGUUCGCAUCAAUCAAUACGAACUCAGCGUGAAUGAUACAGAUCUGGAUUACGCUGGGGUAUCUGUUCAGGCGGUUGGGGAAUAGGUUGUAGUUGUACGAUACGGAGUAUGAGCGCGAUAUAGCGUAUGUGCAGAGUUAUUUCAUUCCGGCGUCGAGUAGGCAGAGUAGACGAUGUAGGGUAGUGGAGAAGAAACACGCAGACGAGACGACGCG